AUGUCGCGUAUUGCCCCAACCGAGACAUCUACCCGCCGUUACUGUGUUGACACGGCCCAUCUAAGCGCCAAGACGGCCUCCACCGACUGGUCUUCACAGCCACCGGACUUUGGCACAGACACGCCUCCUUCACAUCUCCAUUACCUACUCAAACUCAGCACCUUCACUUCGAUGAUCACCAGACCGGACUUCUCUUCAACAUUAGAGGAGCUCGACUUUCCGACACAAUCAUUUUUCCGACGCCAUCGGUUUUCCGACAGGACCGACAGGACCGACAGGACCGACAACAUCCGGUCCGCCACAGGAAAGGAGAAGGAACAACAAGCUGAAGACAACCGUCAUCUUUCUCCCUUCCUCCCCCCCUUCACCGACGAUGAACUGAACUGCCUUGCGGCAGCUUCUGGCUCACGGCGGUCAGAGGUCUCCUCCACCUCUGCAUGUCGUGGAGCCCUUGCUGGCUCUACGCGAAGCGGCCCUACAAUCGUCACCAAUUCCACUCUGGCUUUGGGUCACGUACCCAGCCGGAGUGGGGGCCAGACGGUCAUCUCAGAUGGCGACCCCCUGCCUUUCCUCUAUCUUGUCUAG
Messenger RNA from Apiotrichum porosum, 585 nucleotides. RefSeq lists its product as uncharacterized. The transcript has a single exon. The coding region runs from base 1 to 585 and encodes 194 amino acids. The record is from RefSeq and is a predicted model, not a curated record. NCBI's taxonomy places the organism in Eukaryota, Fungi, Basidiomycota, Tremellomycetes, Trichosporonales, Trichosporonaceae.